CCUGAGCGCGGCUCACUUACUCACAUUGGUUCAUCGACGCUGGACGAGAGGCGCAGCUGACAACUAGUGUACUUUCUCAUUUUCCCAUUGUAAACGACUCUAAACGUCAGCAAAAUGGGGAAAGGAUGCAUAACUGCGACCAAGUACUUCCUGUUUCUCUUCAACUUUAUCUUCUUUAUCUUCGGAGCUACGAUUAUGGGAUUUGGACUGUGGAUCCUCCUAGACAAUCAGAGUCUCAUUGCAGUGUUGCAGGAGUCAUCCACGAUCCUGAAGGUGGUCUCUUAUAUUCUGAUUGGUGUGGGCUCCUUCUCCAUGCUUCUGGGAUUUCUGGGAUGUCUGGGAGCCAUCUAUGAAAUCCGCUGCUUGCUUGGAUUGUACUUUACCUGUCUAUUGCUCAUUCUCCUGGCCCAAGUGGCUGUGGCCAUUCUCAUCUACUUCCAGCGUGAUUUGUUGAAGACAGAGACGGAAAAAAUAGUGUCUCAAGUUGUGGCAAACUACCCUGGACAGAACAAAACCGCAGAGCAGGCCUGGGACUACCUGCAGAGAACAAUGCAGUGUUGUGGCUGGAAUGGACGCAUGGACUGGGACGAGAACCAAAUAAUAAAGAACAAUACAGUGCCACUGUACCCAUGCUCCUGCCACAAUUACUCCAUCCAAGCACCAAUUGUACCUGACAACGGCUUCUGUCAGGCCUCUUCUAGUGACUGGCCCAUCUAUCAGACGGGCUGUCUGGAGCAUGUGGGGAGCUGGCUCUUCACAAAUUAUGGAAUUAUUUUGGGAAUCUGUCUUGGUGUGGCUGUCAUUGAGCUGCUUGGAAUGAUACUUUCUAUGGGCCUUUGCAAGAGCGUACACCAAGAAGAAUACACCAAAGUACCAAAGUACUGAGAAGGAAACACAGACACUCACACAUAAAUAUAUUGAGUCCUUUUAGUCUUUUUGGAAAAACAGAUCUCCCUCUUUUUUCUACAGUAUACACAGUGUUUCCAAAUGAAAAAAACAUAUUAGUUAUGUUUUAUCAUGAGUUGUCACUCUUUGUCAGUAACACUAUCCCUGUGAUGUCUAAUGAGAUCUUCUUAGUCCGUUUUGAAUAGCCUAUUGUAUGACAGUUUGAAGUAUAGCACAUGAAAGCUGCCCACAUAAAUGAAUGAAACGUGUAUGACGAGACUUGCUGCCCCUGAAUGCUUUAUUUAUACACCGACACUCUUUAACACCCAGGCUAGUCUUUUUGCUUUGAUCAUAGAGGCCCAAACUAUGAGUUAACAGCCUAUUAAACUUCAGUUUGCUCUUUAUAGACAACAGGAAAACCACAAAGGGCCUGCUUUUGUUAAAACACAGGACUUCACUUGGAUAUUUAGCAGUUUGUGGUAUACAUAGACUGACACAAUUCCCACCCUUCUGUAGUGGCAUGUCUCAAAUACGAAAGUUGUGUUUUAUAGUCUGCCGUUUAUGUUUGUACAUCAGUGUUGUUUCAGGUUAAUUUUUUAUUAGUGUGUAUAUAUUUUAGGUUUCAUUUGCAUGUUGAUUUGGACAAGUCUUGGGAGUCCUUUUUUUGUACAGAUGAUAAAUUGUAUGUCUUUUUUUCUACAUGCGUAAAUCGAGCUUAUUUGUAUGAGCACGUUUGUAAGGAAGUACAAUAUGAAGAUAUUCCUCUAUGAUGUGAACCAAAAUUAAGAGAUUCGCCCCCAAAGUUGACUGCAGACUUGAUUUAUUUUGUAUUGCAUUGAUCCUAAUUUAACUGAGUUUCUUCUCUGGCACCACUAUGUCUUUAAUUGUAUACUUGUUUUUCACAGGUAUAGUGAAAGAGUUCUAACAGUGUUUUCUUUGUCAUCUGUAACAAUUCUUUUACAUUUGUAAAACUUUUAGUUUGUAAUAAAAGGUACACACUUAUUUUAGUGUUUUAAUGUUCCAAAAACAAAUCCUAUUUUUUGUAAUGCUGGCAAUACAGUCCCCUACCAAGUAAUUAUGAAAUUAUAGAAGUAUUGUAACUACGUACCUUUCUUAAGCCGAAUGUGAUGCAAUAAAUAACUGACCCAA
This is a messenger RNA of Danio aesculapii, 2034 nucleotides long. RefSeq names its product CD82 molecule a (gene cd82a). NCBI's taxonomy places the organism in Eukaryota, Metazoa, Chordata, Actinopteri, Cypriniformes, Danionidae. The record is from RefSeq and is a predicted model, not a curated record. Gene Ontology annotation, cellular component: membrane. The transcript has 9 exons. Bases 115 to 885 code for a protein of 256 amino acids.